AUGGCGCAGGCUGACACUGGCCAUCUUCUCGAAAGCCUGCGCCUGAGUUCGUCAAGCCAUGAAAAUGACAUCAACCAUAAUGACCCCUCGUCCUCGGACGACAUCUCUGGCGAGAUGAGCAGGUCCUCGGAUAAACCUCCUGUACCACGCCGCCCACCAUUCAGAAGCUCUGGUACAAGUCAAGACACCAUUCGGCCAACGGCCACUCCUCCUGUGGACAUACCAGCUACCAGCGACUCUCCCGCCGUAAUAGGACACUCUAGUAGCCCCGGGAGCUACAUAGAUCAGUACAUGCGCCGUCGAAACCCCUCGGUCAGCUUCAGCAACGAGAUCAAAUUGGACUCGGGACAUCGUCAGAGCAUGCAAGAGCCCUUGGAGAAGCCUUCAAAAACUCGCGAACGUGGUCGCUCCUUGUUCCAGGCCAUGGCAGACGCACAGAAAUCGUCUAGGGCGCACAGUGAGUCAGAGCGGUCACACUAUGAUCCUGUCACAGGCCGGCACCUGCCCAGAUACUCUCAGAGCCCACCGAGGGAACAAGCCCGUGUUGGUGAGGGCCGUUUUCCUUUGCUGCAAACCACCGUGGAUGCAUUAGCAAGAGAAUCUCAACCAGAUCUCCAGCAUACCAUGUCGAUGCUGUCCGAUUCCGUGCUGUCCUCUGAUGAGCAAGCCAUCACGGCUCCAGAUGAGGACAACUAUUUGCUAUCUCCCGCAGCAGCCUCGCCCUUCGCAAGUCAGGCAUUCUCCUAUGAGGAACCUAAGCCAUUCCGACGCACUGCCUCUCAGAGAUGGCGAGAGGGCGACACCAGCGCCUCUCCGCAGGACUUCUUUGCACGAGCAGGGAGUUUGCGCAACAAAAGCAUGCGAGAUAUCGCAGGCCGGGCAUCUCGUCGGGACACAUCGGGCUCCGCCACACGAUCACCCAGAUCAGCAGCCUCCUCGUAUCUGCGGGCGUUCUCCAUGAGCAGCGGGACGAAUGGUGAGGGAGCUGACACAGGACCCCUCGCCUGCGACUCCGAGGGCCAGACCAUUGGUGAUGACUACGUGCUCGGCAAGCAGAUUGGAUACGGCGGUUUUAGCACGAUUAGGCAAGUGACGCAGCUUCAAGACAGUACGCACCGUAUACUCGCUGUCAAGAUCGUCCGCCGCCAGAUCGAGGAUAAAAGUGAGACGGAGAACGAGCAAGCUCAGGCCGAGUUUGAGCACGAGGUUGAGCUAUGGAGGUUCCUCAACCAUCCCAAUAUCCUGCCUCUUGAGGCAGUCUACAAACUGGACGAAGCGACUUUCUGCUUCAUCCCACUCAACACAGGUGGAACGCUCUUUGAUCUUGUCCGCGCCAACCGCCAAGGUGUUCCGCAGGAGCUCUCCAAGAGCUAUUCCUACCAACUUGCCUCAGCACUGCGUUAUCUCCACCUCGACGCCCGCGUCGUGCACCGUGACGUGAAGCUAGAAAACUGCCUGAUAGAACUCAGCAGUGAUGGAGGACCAGGUCUCCUUCGCCUCUGUGACUUCGGUAUGGCAGAAUGGCUCUCGAAUGACAGCAUGUCUGGCCCUCCCAGCCCUGAAUUCAACGAUGCCGAUCGGCCUCCGCAGAAACCCAUCGGACCGGCCGACACCUCAACCUCGGCGUUCGCAGGGGGAAGCCUUGAAUACGCCGCCCCCGAGAUCUUGCGUAUUGCAGAACGCCUCAAGGCUCAUGUGCCUGUCGAGCGUGCUAUUGUGUCGCCGGCGGUCGACAUUUGGGCCUACGGCGUGUGUGUCUACAGCAUGAUUGUAGGCUCGCGUCCAUUCCAGAACUCCUUUCAGCCUCGGGUAGUCAUGGCCAUUCUGGGUGGAGAUUGGAAUCGUGCCCUGCUUUCGGACAAAGGAGGGACGGACGCCCACGAGCUGGUUAGUGGAUGCCUUGAAAUGGAUGAAACCUUGCGCUGGGACAUUACGAGAGUGGUGGAUUGUGCCUGGCUUGAAGAGCUUGCAGCCCAAGAGGACAACCAGCAGGGUAUAAAUGGUUGGCGAUUAUGA
Molecule: messenger RNA, 2016 nt
Organism: Cladophialophora psammophila CBS 110553
Lineage: Eukaryota; Fungi; Ascomycota; Eurotiomycetes; Chaetothyriales; Herpotrichiellaceae
Product: CAMK protein kinase
Exons: 1
Coding region: 1-2016 (671 amino acids)
Biological process (GO): mitotic DNA damage checkpoint signaling; protein phosphorylation
Cellular component (GO): nucleus
Molecular function (GO): protein serine/threonine kinase activity; ATP binding
Source: RefSeq, a predicted model, not a curated record